Messenger RNA from Choloepus didactylus (southern two-toed sloth), 2774 nucleotides. It is a transcript of the gene NARS1, whose product is annotated as asparaginyl-tRNA synthetase 1. The record is from RefSeq and is a predicted model, not a curated record. Gene Ontology annotation, cellular component: cytoplasm. Gene Ontology annotation, molecular function: ATP binding; asparagine-tRNA ligase activity; nucleic acid binding. NCBI's taxonomy places the organism in Eukaryota, Metazoa, Chordata, Mammalia, Pilosa, Megalonychidae. The coding region runs from base 143 to 1822 and encodes 559 amino acids. Gene Ontology annotation, biological process: asparaginyl-tRNA aminoacylation. The transcript is spliced from 15 exons.
CCACCUCCCGUAGCCAAUGGAGCUCCACGCCCUGAUGGUUCACGGGGGCCACGACAGCAACUGCGGUACAUGAUGCAACCUCGGAGUCGAGGAAGCUGCGGGUGCGUGGUGAGUUGACGAGGAGGCGGCGGUAUUGAAGGUGAUGUCCUUGAAAGUGACCAGGGCUACCGCAGUGAUGGUACUAGGAGAACUGUAUGUCUCAGAUCGAGAAGGAAAUGAUGUUACUGGCGAUGGAACCAAGGAGAAACCUUUUAAAACAGGGCUAAAGGCUCUGAUGACAGUAGGAAAAGAACCGUUUCCUACCAUUUACGUAGAUUCGCAAAAAGAAAAUGAGAGGUGGGAUCUUAUUUCGAAAUCACAGAUGAAGAACAUUAAAAAAAUGUGGCAUAGGGAACAGAUGAAGAAUGAAUCCCGGGAAAAGAAAGAGGCAGAAGACAGUUUGCGAAGAGAAAAGAACCUGGAAGAAGCGAAGAAGAUUACCAUUAAAAACGACCCUAGUCUUCCAGAGCCAGAAUGUGUGAAGAUUCAUGCAUUAGAAGCCCACAGAGGCCAAAGAGUAAAGGUAUUUGGCUGGGUCCACCGGCUGCGUAGACAAGGAAAGAAUUUAAUGUUUUUGGUGCUGCGGGAUGGUACGGGUUAUCUGCAGUGUGUCUUGUCAGAUGAGCUGUGUCAGUGUUAUAACGGGGUGGUCCUGUCCACUGAGAGCAGUGUUGCCGUGUAUGGAACUCUAAAUCUCAUGCCAAAGGGCAAACAGGCUCCAGGGGGCCAUGAGCUGAAUUGUGACUUCUGGGAACUAAUUGGGUUGGCCCCUGCUGGAGGAGCUGAUAACCUGAUCAACGAAGAGUCUGAUGUGGACGUCCAGUUAAACAACAGACACAUGAUGAUCCGAGGAGAAAACAUGUCCAAAAUCUUAAAAGCACGGUCCUUGAUCACCAGGUGCUUUAGAGACCACUUCUUUGACAGGGGAUACUGUGAAGUCACUCCCCCAACGUUAGUGCAAACACAAGUGGAAGGUGGCGCUACACUCUUCAAGCUUGACUAUUUCGGAGAGGAGGCGUUUUUGACGCAGUCCUCUCAGUUGUACCUGGAGACCUGCCUCCCGGCUUUGGGUGAUGUGUUCUGCGUAGCCCAGUCUUACAGGGCAGAACAAUCCAGGACACGCAGGCACCUGGCAGAGUACACUCACGUUGAAGCAGAGUGCGCUUUCCUGACCUUUGAGGACCUUCUGAACCGACUGGAGGACUUGGUUUGUGAUGUGGUGGACAGAGUCUUGAAAUCACCCGCAGCAAGCGUAGUAUAUGACCUCAACCCAAACUUCAAACCCCCAAAACGGCCUUUCAAACGGAUGAACUAUUCAGAUGCCAUUAUGUGGCUAAAAGAACACAAUAUAAAGAAAGAAGAUGGAACUUUCUAUGAAUUUGGAGAGGAUAUCCCAGAAGCUCCUGAGAGAUUGAUGACAGACACCAUUAAUGAACCAAUAUUGCUGUGUCGAUUUCCUGUAGAGAUCAAAUCCUUCUAUAUGCAGCGAUGUCCUGAGGAUUCCCGCCUCACUGAAUCUGUUGACGUGUUGAUGCCUAAUGUUGGUGAGAUUGUGGGAGGCUCAAUGCGUAUCUGGGAUAGUGAAGAAAUGCUGGCAGGCUAUAAAAGGGAAGGGAUUGACCCCACGCCCUAUUACUGGUAUACAGAUCAGAGAAGAUAUGGAACAUGUCCUCAUGGAGGAUAUGGCUUGGGCUUGGAACGAUUCUUAACGUGGAUUCUGAAUAGGUAUCACAUCCGAGAUGUAUGCUUAUACCCUCGAUUUGUCCAGCGAUGUAAGCCAUAACCAAUUCCUCCUGAAGCAUUAGGAGAGAACAUGGUUCAUGAAAGAAACAGACUGCGUCUUAAAAAAAAUGUCAAAAUCUUCCUCUUUUUGUUCCUUUGGGGUAUAACUUUCUGUUUUCUCUUUCUGUUUUCUUUUCCUACUACCAUAAAAAGUAGUCCAAAUUACUUGAACAUCAAGUGACAUUCCUGUUGUCAUUUUAAGAAAACAACUGUUACAAAAUUUGGUGAAAAUAUGUGGCAUGUAACCCUGAGGAUAUGGAUUCUUUUCACCCUUUGGUAUCCAAGUACACCAUGUUUUUUUUUUAAUUAGAGUUUUUACUGAAGUUCUAAGGCAUCCCAGUAACUUAAUCUUUCUGUGCUUUUAAGUGUAACUGAAAUUUAGUUUAUAUCGUUUUACUCUAUCAAUGAGUUAAAAAUCCGGGGAUAAAAAUUGACAAAAAGGUUGUGAAUAUUUGCUAAUUUUAGAAUAGGAUAUAAUUCAGCAGUAGAUACUGGGAUCAAAUUAAUACAGUCUUUUGCAUCAGUUAUUAAUAUUUUCUAAACCUGUAUAGCUGCUUAGAAUUCUGAUGCAUAUGAAUGAUAUGGAAGAAUUUGUAAAAAUGGAAUUGUCUUAAAGAAUUUAAAGUAAGAGCAUGAUUCUUAUUUGGUAGUUAAAUGAUUCACAGCUCUCUUAGCAUUGCUUUAUGCUAAAGAGGCAGACUUAUCUUCCUAAGUAAUUAAGAAUAAAUGAGUUCUAAAAGAAUUUGUAGCUGGAAUCUUAAUGACAACUGUAAGUGGUGUUUGAGUUUUCCCCACCCUGUUCUCAGAUCUAAUCUGUGUUACCUUAUUAACUCACAGCAGGCUUAUUGAAUGAUUUCAUCUCAGAUUUAGUUAAUUUCUCCCCCAAAAUGCAUGUCAUGUAUUCUCAAUAGGCUAUAUUUCCAGCAAUCAAUAAAGGGACAUACAUAAAAUCA